Molecule: messenger RNA, 972 nt
Organism: Populus euphratica (Euphrates poplar)
Lineage: Eukaryota; Viridiplantae; Streptophyta; Magnoliopsida; Malpighiales; Salicaceae
Exons: 4
Coding region: 223-972 (249 amino acids)
Biological process (GO): protein histidyl modification to diphthamide
Cellular component (GO): cytosol
Molecular function (GO): metal ion binding
Source: RefSeq, a predicted model, not a curated record
GGCGCGUUUUUUGAAGUCUCCUAUGUAACAUUGAAAGAAAUCCAUCAAAUAUUUUUCCCACGUUAAACUUUGCAAGAUAUAAUCCCAUCUGUGUCCUGUCUUCUUGUCCGUGUUCAAUUGGUGACCGUUUAUCCUCAACCACGAAGACAAAAAUUUGAUCAAAGGAAUCCUAUUGAACCAAGAACACCAUUGUCUUUGUUUCGAGGAUCAUUCAUUCGGACCAUGAUGAUAAAGACCAUGUUGAGGCACAAGAUAGCAACACAGAUGAUAGUUAAAGUGAUGGUGAUGUUGAUGAUGAUGAUGAUUGCUAUAAAUGCUGCUGAUACCAAUGAAGUUUUCGACCCUUGUUCAGAUGCUAUGGUACAAAAGUUCGAUGGUUUCACAUUCGGUCUAGCAUUUUCAGAUAAGGAUUCUUUCUUUUCCAAUCAGGUUCAACUUUCUCCCUGUGAUAGUCGUCUAGGCCUGAGUAAAAAAGCACAGCUCGCUGUGUUUAGGCCUCAGGUUGAUGAGAUUUCUCUGCUUACCAUCAACAGCAGUCCUUCCGACCCGGGCGCUCCUGGACCGCUCGGUAGCCAUAUGGUAGCAUUUGCUGGGAGGAAGCAUGCAGCAAGAUCAUUUCCAGUGAUGAUUUCUGACAAUAAUACGAUCAUCACCAGUUUUACUUUGGUCCUUGAAUUCCAGAAGGGUACCCUUCAAAACUUGUAUUGGAAGAAAUUUGGAUGUCAAUCAUGCUCCAAGGACUUUGUUUGCCUCGGUGGUGAAGACUGUGCAUUACCAAUCUCAAAGUGUAAGAGUAACAGUGGUGCUAAUGAUUGUGUUCUGAGCAUACAAUUAACAUUCUCAGGCACUGACAAGAAUCUUCAAGCGCUAAAUUCGUGGUAUGAGGUGUCUAAUCUCCGGCAGUACUCUCUGUAUGGUCUAUAUUCCAACAUUCGGGACUCUCUCGUCGGCCAGUUUGACGGGCUCCUUUAA